AUGAGUUGGCAACCAGUACAAGCAGAUGAUCUCCAACAAAUUCUAUCCUUGUUAAGACAAUCCCAAUCACCGGAUACGCAAAUUCAACGCCAAGUCCAAGCACGAUUAGAAUCACUAAACCAAUAUCCCGAUUUUAACAAAUAUCUUGUUUAUAUUUUAACGAAAUUACUUGAUGAACAAGAAGCAACACGUUCGUUAUCAGGAUUGAUCUUAAAAAAUAAUGCUAAAUCUCAUUAUGAGAAAUUUCCUGACGAAGCUCGAGCGUAUAUCAAACAAGAGUGCCUAUCUGCAUUAGGUGAUCGUUCGCCAUUGAUUCGUGCGACAGGUGGUAUAUUAAUCACAACGAUAGUGACAAAAGGUUCGCUGGAACAAUGGCCGACACUCUUAGAACAUUUGUAUUCAUGUUUGGACUCGCCGGAUGUGAAUCUUUGCGAAGGUGCAUUCGGUGCAUUGCAGAAAAUCUGUGAAGACAGUGCGGAUCAACUGGAAAAUGCUCCAUCACAACCGUUGAACGUUUUAAUCCCAAAAUUUAUCCAAUUCUUUCGUCAUUCUCAUGCAAAAGUUCGAUCCCAUGCCAUCGCUUGUGUUAACGAGUUCAUCACUCCACGUGCAACAGCAUUGAUGUCAAACAUAGAUUUAUUUCUUGAAAAUUUAUUUCAAUUAGCCAAUGACACCGAUUCCGAUGUCCGAAAACACGUUUGUCGCGCGUUGGUAAUGUUAGUUGAAGUUCGAAUCGAACGUUUACUUCCUCAUAUGCAACAAAUCAUCGAGUACAUGUUAUUAACAUCUCAAGACACCGACGAUACAGUUGCUUUAGAAGCGUGUGAAUUCUGGUUGAUGAUCGCUGAUCAAGCCAUCUGUCGAGAUAUUCUUCAGCCGUAUUUAGAUAAACUUUUACCUGUUCUUUGUAAAAAUAUGAAAUAUUCUGAAAUGGAUGUGAUUAUUUUACAAGGUGAUAUCGAUGAAGAUGAACACAUACCUGAUCGAAUUGAAGAUAUUCGUCCUCGAUUUCAUCGGACACGUUCACGACAACAUGCGCAGAACAUUUCCGAUGAUAUCAACUUAAUUGAUACAAAUAAUAAUUCGACAGCUGCUACACCACCAAAUAGCCAAGCAGAACAACAACUACAAGACGAGAAUGAGAAUAAUGACGACGACGACGAUGAUGACGACGGAUCAGGUGCAAAUGCUGAUCAAGCAACCGAGUGGAAUUUACGGAAAUGUUCGGCAGCAGCUCUUGAUAUUCUUUCGAAUGUCUUUCGUGAUAAUAUUCUCCCGAUUUUAUUACCAAUUUUACAGGAAAUGUUGUUUCAUAGCAAUUGGCAAAUCAAAGAAAGCGGAAUUCUUGUUCUGGGUGCUAUCGCUGAAGGUUGUUCCUAUGGUUUAAUUCCUCAUUUACCUGAUCUAGUGGAUUAUUUGAUUAAAUGUUUAAAUGAUAAAAAGCCAUUGGUUCGCUCGAUUACCUGUUGGACAUUGUCAAGAUAUUCGACAUGGAUCGUACGAAAUGAAGCUCAACAUAAUCAAUUUUUAAUUCCAUUGAUGUCGGAGUUAUUAAAAAGAAUCUUAGAUGCGAAUAAGAAAGUACAAGAAGCAGCAUGUAGUGCAUUUGCAACUCUAGAGGAAGAAGCAUGUGUUCAAAUGGUUCCGUACUUAAAACAGAUCCUUGAAACCUUAGUUCACGCUUUCCGAAAAUAUCAAGCUAAGAAUUUAUUAAUUCUCUACGAUGCAAUCGGAACAUUAGCGGAUAGUGUGGGUUCACAUUUGAAUCGUCAUGAUUACAUCGAAUUGCUAAUGCCACCGUUGAUCGACCGAUGGAACAUUUUACGAAAUGAUGACAAAGAUCUCUUUCCAUUACUCGAAUGUCUCUCAUCGAUUGCAACUGCUCUGCAAACAGGUUUUCUUCCGUACUGUGAACCUGUUUUUGUUCGCUGUAUUAUCCUUGUGCAACAAACCUUAGAAGCAAAUGGACAAGAUGGAUCACCUGACAAAGAUUUCAUGAUUGUCGCUUUAGAUUUACUCUCUGGUUUAGUAGAAGGCUUAGGUUCAAAUAUUGACACUCUUGUUGAACGAUCAAAUCUGUUAACUUUACUUGAACGUUGUGCUCAAGAUCCCAUGCCUGAAGUUCGUCAAAGUUCCUUUGCACUAUUGGGUGAUUUAACUAAAGCGUGUUUUCGUCAUGUGCAAAAGCAUUUGAGCUUCUUCUUACCAAUCUUAACUCAAAAUCUCAAUCCUCAACACGUCAGUGUGUGUAAUAAUGCAAUCUGGGCGAUCGGCGAAAUCGCGAUUCAAAUCGGUGCUGAAAUCCAACCAUUUGUCUCCGUUAUCCUCGAAUCGUUAAUCUUAAUCAUCAAUCGACAUAUUACACCGAAAACUCUUUUAGAAAACACUUCCAUUACCAUCGGACGUCUAGGUCUUGUUUGUCCGAAUGAUGUUUCUUCCCAAUUAGCACGAUUCAUUCGUCCGUGGUGCAUUGCAUUGAGAAAUAUUCGUGAUAAUGAAGAGAAAGACUCGGCAUUUCGUGGCAUAUGCAAUAUGAUCGUUUUGAAUCCAUUGGGUGUGACAAAUGAGUUCAUUUAUGUAUGUGAUGCGAUCGCGUCUUGGGAAAAACCACCAAUGGAAUUGUACACGAAGUUUCGAGAUAUUUUAUACACAUUUAAACAAGAAUUUGGGGAUGAACAAUGGAAGCAAUUGACGGAUCGAUUUCCGUUACCACUUAAACAACGUCUUCAAGCGCAUUAUGGUAUUUAA
Molecule: messenger RNA, 2748 nt
Organism: Adineta ricciae
Lineage: Eukaryota; Metazoa; Rotifera; Eurotatoria; Adinetida; Adinetidae
Source: the annotation of a GenBank genome assembly